Molecule: messenger RNA, 1581 nt
Organism: Odobenus rosmarus divergens (Pacific walrus)
Lineage: Eukaryota; Metazoa; Chordata; Mammalia; Carnivora; Odobenidae
Gene: PNPLA2
Product: patatin-like phospholipase domain containing 2
Exons: 9
Coding region: 121-1581 (486 amino acids)
Biological process (GO): positive regulation of triglyceride catabolic process; triglyceride catabolic process; lipid homeostasis
Cellular component (GO): membrane; lipid droplet; cytoplasm
Molecular function (GO): triacylglycerol lipase activity
Source: RefSeq, a predicted model, not a curated record
GCGUCUCCGCCUCUACUGGCGGAGACCUGGAGCUGGAGCGACCGCGGGACCGACCCCGGCCCCAGAGCUAGAGUGAGCGCGCGGUGCGCAGCGAGCCCCGGAGCCCGGCGGGCCGCAGCGAUGUUCCCCAAGGAGGCGACGUGGAACAUCUCGUUCGCGGGCUGCGGCUUCCUUGGCGUCUACCACAUCGGCGUGGCCUCCUGCCUCCGCGAGCACGCGCCCUUCCUGGUGGCCAACGCCACGCACAUCUACGGCGCCUCGGCCGGGGCGCUCACGGCCACGGCGCUGGUCACCGGAGCCUGCCUGGGCGAGGCAGGUGCCAACAUCAUCGAGGUGUCUAAGGAAGCCCGGAAGCGGUUCCUGGGUCCACUGCACCCCUCCUUCAACCUGGUAAAGAUUAUCCGUGGUUGCCUGUUGAAGACCCUGCCUGCUGACAGCCACGAGCGUGCCGGUGGGCGCCUGGGCAUCUCCCUGACCCGUGUCUCUGACGGCGAGAACGUCAUUAUAUCCCACUUCAACUCCAAGGAUGAGCUCAUCCAGGCCAAUGUCUGCAGCACCUUCAUCCCUGUGUACUGCGGCCUCAUCCCUCCGUCCCUCCAGGGCGUACGCUAUGUUGAUGGUGGCAUCUCAGACAACCUGCCACUCUAUGAGCUCAAGAACACUAUCACCGUGUCCCCCUUUUCGGGGGAGAGUGACAUCUGCCCACAGGACAGCUCCACCAACAUCCAUGAGCUCCGGGUCACCAACACCAGCAUCCAGUUCAACCUGCGCAAUUUGUACCGCUUGUCCAAGGCCUUGUUCCCGCCCGAGCCCGCGGUGCUGCGAGAGAUGUGCAAGCAGGGCUAUAGGGACGGCCUGCGUUUUCUGAGGCGCAACGGCCUCCUGAACCGGCCCAACCCUCUGCUGGCGCUGCCCCCUGCACACCCCCCUCCCCCCAAGGAUGAGGAUAUGGAGGAUGCUCAGGCGGCCACAGAGAGGGCCCCAGUGGACAGCCACUUGCAGCCACCCAUGGAGGAUCACAUCCUAGAGCAUCUGCCUUCACGGCUCAAUGAGGCCCUGCUGGAGGCCUGCAUAGAGCCCAAGGACCUGCUGACCACCUUCUCCAACAUGUUGCCUGUGCGUCUGGCCACAGCCAUGAUGGUGCCCUACACUCUGCCGCUGGAGAGUGCGGUGUCCUUCACCAUCCGCUUGCUGGAGUGGCUGCCUGACGUCCCUGAGGACAUCCGGUGGAUGAAGGAGCAGACGGGUAGCAUCUGCCAGUACCUGGUGAUGCGAGCCAAGAGGAAGCUGGGCAGCCACCUGCCCUCCAGGCUGUCAGAGCAGAUGGAGCUACGGCGCACGCAGUCGCUGCCCUCUGUGUCGCUGUCCUGUGCGGCCUACAGUGAGGCGCUGCCCAGCUGGAUGCGCAACAGCCUGUCGCUAGGGGACGUGCUGGCCAAGUGGGAGGAACGCCAGCGCCAGCUGCUCCUGGGCCUUCUCUGCACCAACGUGGCCUUCCCGCCGGAUGCCCUGCGCAUGCGUGCUCCCGCCAGCCCUGCCCCCACGCCCCCACAACUCCCACCCGCCGUGCCCCCUUGCUGA